Messenger RNA from Malaya genurostris, 3570 nucleotides. Its product is annotated as homeobox protein SIX3. Gene Ontology annotation, cellular component: transcription regulator complex; nucleus. Gene Ontology annotation, molecular function: DNA-binding transcription factor activity, RNA polymerase II-specific; RNA polymerase II cis-regulatory region sequence-specific DNA binding. Bases 664 to 2064 code for a protein of 466 amino acids. Gene Ontology annotation, biological process: regulation of transcription by RNA polymerase II. The transcript is spliced from 5 exons. The record is from RefSeq and is a predicted model, not a curated record. Lineage: Eukaryota; Metazoa; Arthropoda; Insecta; Diptera; Culicidae.
CCAUACGCGAUAGAUGAUACACGCUGCUGCUGAGACGUGUCAAAAUAAAUACGCGCUAUUAGAGGUUCUCGCGUGAGGAACUCGGAGAUUUUUUUCGAAUGUUGGCGCAACUGUUGCAGGGGAAAAUAAGUUACUUGUCAGUGCCGGUUUUGACCGUGGGUUUUCUUGCGAUUUAGACUUUCACCGUCGCACAAAGCGAAAAGAUUUUCUCGUUUGCCGUCGUUUGCUCACAGUUUCGCGGUGAGUUGGAAAAUAUGGCGCGCAUCAUAUCGUCUUGGAAAUUAACUAUCGAGUGCUUUUAGUGAUGUAAAUAAACUGAAGUGAUGGUCAAUUUUCAGUGAUUGUGAAUCAACGGAAGAAUGAUUUGUUAGUUUGUUCAGUUUACGAAAAAUACACCGGUGAGCCGGUUAUUGUGAUCACUAGAUUGGAUUAACACACUCUAUUGAAUUGUAUUUUCUGCUUCCCUUAAUAAAAUAGAGUGAAACUGUAAACAGUGCCAACUUCAACAGAUCGAAUGUAGUAUGUGUUAUUGAUAGUGUGGCUCGUGUAGUUCAAGAUUGCUGGUCUUAGAGUUUGCUCUCGCACAAGUUGCAGUGAAGGCGCCACCAUUGGUUCAAAAUUGCACCUAAUACAAACAAUCUGGCGGUGGUUAGACAACCAUCAAUGGCCGUUGGGCCACCGACGGGAGGAUCAGGAAAUCCUCCGCAAGCACCAGUUCAACCACAUCCGAUUCUAGCACCGAGCCCACUGUUUGCCUUACCGACACUGAACUUUACUGCGUCGCAGGUAGCGACUGUUUGCGAAACACUGGAGGAGUCCGGGGACAUCGAGCGGCUGGCGCGGUUCCUAUGGAGCCUCCCGGUAGCUCAUCCGAAUGUCUCAGAAUUGGACCGUUCCGAGGCAGUAUUACGAGCGAGGGCUAUAGUAGCCUACCAUACGGGACACUUUAGGGAACUAUACACGAUAUUGGAAAGGCACAAGUUCACCAAGUCGUCACAUGGAAAACUUCAAGCGAUGUGGUUGGAAGCGCACUACCACGAAGCAGAAAAACUGCGAGGACGACCGUUAGGUCCCGUCGAUAAAUAUCGCGUCCGGAAGAAAUUUCCGCUGCCACGGACAAUCUGGGAUGGCGAGCAGAAGACUCACUGCUUCAAAGAGCGAACGCGGAGCUUGCUUAGAGAGUGGUACCUGCAGGACCCAUAUCCGAAUCCAACAAAGAAGCGGGAGCUGGCGCAGGCCACCGGUCUCACGCCGACACAGGUGGGAAAUUGGUUUAAAAAUAGACGCCAACGAGAUCGGGCUGCUGCGGCCAAAAAUAGACAUAACCAACCGCCUCUUUCUGGUUCGGGGGCAACCUCAUUAACACCUCGACGGGGUGAAGCGCCUAUGUCGCCAACGGAUACGGACUCCGAUUCUGAUAUCUCUCUUGGCACUCAUUCACCUAUUCCAAGCAUGUCCCUCCAGCACAGUCCCAACUCAUUGCCCGGUUCCAGCGAAGACCGACUCAACGACGAACGGGAUCGAGAAAAGGAAUUUCGUAGCUUUGCGUCGCUUCACACGUUUCGCUUCGGAGACCAUCUGGCGGGAGGAUUUUUACCUGGCUCGUUCAACAACAGAUUUAUGCCUUAUCGUCUCGGUGACAACUCGCCCCCGAUCAAUACUCAUUCACCUCCCAUAGGACUGACACAUCUUCCAAUCACGCCGACCGUGCUGCGGCCACAACCUCAUUUACCAUCGUCACUUUCUGUCACAGCUCCGACGGCCACCACCACGUCGAUGAGUGAAUCUCCCAACAGCAACAGCAGUGCCACCACCAGUUCCAUCAACAAUAGUGGGCUGGGGGUCAGCAGUAACACACCUCUGAUGGCACCAAUGUCACCGCUCAGAAUACGGGUCAGUUCACCGACGCGGCUCAACUCGGAUCUACUACAGCACAGUUCGCACCAUCAGAGCCUCAUGAAUGGGUUGAAUGCGAGCGGAAUUGUACGGAUUGUUCCUAACACAACGACCAGUCUCCUUCACCGGCCAUUUUCGCCGUCACCGAAACCGAAAGAGACGUCGUGAUAAAUUUUAUUGUUGCACCAUCUGCCAUCCGAAAGUUGUUCCGAGUGCGUAAUUCUUACUAGUUGAUUAAUGUAGAAAAGGAACGAGUGCUAAAGCAAAAGCUGGAACUAAAGCAAAUAAAUCUCCUAAAAGUUGUUACUAAAGCCAUAAAGAUAAAGCAAAUUGUAUGCUUUUAAGUAAGACAUAUUUCUAUACGAAAGCACUGGUUUGGUAAAUUAGAUUUACUUGGAAACUUUUGGCAAAAUCGCGUCAUAUUUAUUUCACUUCUCGGUCGAUGCUACAUAAUGUAGCACAAAAGAAGAAAUAAUGCUCCCUUAUGUAAACCAGGAAACUCGAGCAGUUCUGGUUGUAUGUUGGGCGGACCAAAUACUAGUUUACCAAUACUAAGAAACUAGCCCGAGCGCACACAGUCGUGGUCGAAGAGCUGCAGCGCAGACGUACUAACACUUUGGAACACGAUUGCUGGCAACACUGCGUGCGACAUUCUCCCAUUGCAAUGUGACACCGAAUUUUCGCUGUAGAAGCUUGUGAGCAUUCCAUCAUUGAGUUUCUCCUAACUUGCACGAGCACAACCUGUUCAUAGUCAUUAAAGUUUAAAAAACAGGAAAAGUAUCCACGUCACAAAAAUCAAUAAUAUGAACGUUCAUAGGCACUAGUUUAAGUAUAGAAAAAAAUAUUUAAAUUAAAUUUAAAUCGAUCUAUUGUAUAUACUAUGGAGGAUUAAAGAAAAUAAUGUAAGCCCAAAUAUCACCUCACCGUGCUGACUUGCGAACCGCGUAUGCAAUUCGUGAUUUAAAAUUAAAAACAGAGCGAAUAACACAUUAAGGGGCAACUAAAACAGUGCAAAGGAUAUAUUCGCAAAACACGUAAAGUGCAUAUCUAUACGAAUAUAAUGCUAACAAAAGAAAAUAAUUGACCUAAAGUAGUGCUAAUUACUCAUCGACUUCGUGCCACCACUACCAAAACAAGACACAUUAGGCAUUUCUCUUUCCCACAUACAAUCCAUCGUUUGAGUUCAUCCUUCUUGAAAAAGAAAAACAAAUAACGACCCACAUUUUGUGCACAUUUCACAAUGUGCCGCGAAAGAAAAAGUUGAAAGUAAUGGAAAGGGAGAAAACAACUAAAUUUAUAUAUCGGAACGUUAAACAGAUGAGCGAAUCUAGCAAAUGCACAAUAACCAAACAUACUCCUGAUGAUUCACAAUCGUCAUGAACCUCAGGCACAACUAUGAAAAAAGAAUAAUAGAAGCAAGUCUGGUCAAGCGGGUAGGCAAACUUAUUAGCACACUAGUAAAACACAAAAUACUUUUACAAACUGCUGUCUAGAUGAAAACAACACUUCGCGACGUUAAACCAAGCAAAUGCUGCAUCAGUGGAAAUAAGUAGUUCACAAAUAUGAAAUAAAAACAUGAAAAGGAAUACGAACAAAUUUAUCCACAUAUAUUGUAAAUAAAUUGCUGCAAUCAAAUUAUAUUAAUUAUGAUGAUAAUAAAUUAAUUAAACUGAA